UCAUAGGGACCUCACCAGAGCAACACCGAAGGCCUCCUCUCCACACUGCCGCCGCACAUAGUCUCCUCUGCAACGCUGCCGCCCAUGGCCUUCUCCGCACCGCCGCCACCCAUGGGCUCCUCACCGCUGCCAACUACAGCCUCUGCACCGCCGCCGACCACAAUCCCCUCCGCACCUCUGCUGCUCAUUAGACAUUUUAUGAAUAAGCACCAGAAGCCAGUGCUAACGGGCCAGAGGUUUAAAACCAGAAAGAGGGAUGAGAAAGAGAAGUUUGAACCUACAGUAUUCCGGGAUACCAUCAUCCAGGGUCUUAAUGAAGCAGGAAACGAUUUGGAAGCAGUAGCAAAAUUUCUUGACACGACAGGCUCGCGUCUGGACUAUCGCCGCUAUGCCGACACGCUGUUUGACAUUCUCAUAGCUGGGAGCAUGCUAGCGCCGGGCGGCACACGUAUUGAUGAUGGCGACAAAACCAAGGUGACCAGUAACUGUGUCUUUGGAGCAGAUGAGGACUAUGAGACGAUGCGUAAUUAUGCCCAGGUCUUCAGCAAGCUGAUCCGAAGAUAUAAAUAUCUGGAAAAAGCCUUUGAAGAAGAAAUCAAGAAGCUCCUGCUGUUUCUUAAGGCCUUUUCUGAAGCCGAACAAACCAAGUUAGCCGUGCUGACUGGAAUUUUACUGGCUGGCGGAACUCUGCCAGCUUCCAUAUUAACCAGCCUGUUCACUGAAAACAUAGUGAAAGAAGGUAUUUCUGCGUCCUUCUCCGUAAAACUCUUCAAAGCAUGGAUGGCGGAGAAGGAUGACACCGCUGUUACAUCUUCUUUAAGAAAAGCGAAUCUGGACAAGAGAUUACUGGAGCUGUUUCCAGCCAAUCGGCAAACGGUUGAACACUUUGCGAAGUAUUUCACUGAUGCGGGCCUGAAGGAACUCUCUGAUUUCCUAAGAGUCCAGCAGUCCCUAGGCACACGCAAAGAGCUGCAGAAAGAGCUACAGGAACGCUUAUCUCAAGAAUGUCCGAUCAAAGAGGUUGUGCUGUAUUUGAAAGAAGAAAUGAAACGGAAUGAGUUAGCAGAGCCUGCAGUGAUCGGUCUCCUGUGGACCUGUGUGAUGAAUGCGGUGGAAUGGAAUAAGAAAGAGGAGCUGGUAGCAGAACAGGCACUGAAGCAUUUGAAGCAAUACGCUCCGGUAUUGGCAGUAUUCAGCACUCAGGGCCAAUCGGAACUCGUCUUACUGCAGAAAGUCCAGGAAUACUGUUACGACAACAUCCAUUUCAUGAAGGCCUUCCAGAAGAUUGUAGUCCUUUUCUAUAAAGCCGAUGUCCUCGGUGAAGAAGCCAUUUUGAAGUGGUACAAGGAAGCACACAUCGCAAAGGGGAAAAGCGUCUUUCUUGACCAGAUGAAGAAAUUUGUUGAGUGGCUGCAAAAUGCAGAAGAAGAAUCCGAGUCUGAAGGAGAAGAGAACUGAGCCAGGUGUGCCUGGGACAUGUCCUGUAUUAUCCAGGCAGGCUUUCCUUUAGUAUCUGACCGAAAAUGAUCAGCUAGCAGUUCCCUUUAUUUAUAGGAAACGUGGUUUUAGUUGGUGCCCUCAGGCCAUUGGGUACUUCAGCUGGAACUCUACCUCUGCUCCGUCCAAUGUGGUGAUAGGCCAGGCCAUACAUCCAGGAGCCAGUUGGCAAGAGAGACACACAAUCUCUAUGGACUCCUACAUUUAAGUGUUUUUCAAGCACCGAAUGAACAAAACUCCAAAUUCCUUGUGUACAGUUCUUUAGUUUGUGAUCGUAGCGCAAUAUCUGCUUGUGUAUGUGAUAUGAAAUACUUUUAUUUCCCUUUUUGAAUAAAGGCUUUUUAUUUCUAA
Pseudophryne corroboree (corroboree frog) is the source of this 1848-nucleotide messenger RNA. It is a transcript of the gene BZW2, whose product is annotated as basic leucine zipper and W2 domains 2. The transcript is spliced from 12 exons. NCBI's taxonomy places the organism in Eukaryota, Metazoa, Chordata, Amphibia, Anura, Myobatrachidae. Gene Ontology annotation, cellular component: cytoplasm; membrane. The coding region runs from base 85 to 1458 and encodes 457 amino acids. Gene Ontology annotation, molecular function: protein binding. The record is from RefSeq and is a predicted model, not a curated record.